AUGAAGGGAUUGCUGUUUCUUUUCUCGCUAGGUUUAUAUUUGAAAAUCACAUUCGGUGAUGAUUCGCAAGUGCGGGGUGACCUCAUUGGAAUUCAGCAAAGUCUCCCGAUCGAUCGAUUGCGGAUACUGCUGGCUGAAUAUUUGGUGCACGAUCCUCAGUUCCGGCGAACGAUCCAGUACAUGGGAAGUGUUGAAUUCUCCGAAGCGUGGAACAAAUUUAUGGAGAUAGAGAAAGUCAAAGAGCUGCUGCGAUACAUCGAUGAUGCGGGACUACCGGUUAACCGAGUGUUGAACAUGCUUUCCGACUUUACUGGAACCCGGUCCAGGGUCAAGAGAUUUAUUCAACUGAGGAAGGGAGGUUUGAGUGCCUUCGUUGAUGAUGCCAUAAAAAUUGUUUCCUCAAGUGAUAUGAUGGGCGUUCACGAGAAGAACAAGAAUAACAACCCACAGUACAAAGGUAUUACAGACAAGCUUACGGCGCCGGAGUUCGGGCGGCUGAUCCGAGAAGUUUUGGACGAUCCGGAGGUGCAAGCCAUACAAGAGCAGGUGAAACCACAUGGCAUUGAUAUUGAAAAGCUUUUGGAUCUGUUCAAAGCGUUCUUCGGGUGGAAUGAAUUAUUUUGAAUGAAAUAUACACGAUGCAUU
Ochlerotatus camptorhynchus is the source of this 645-nucleotide messenger RNA. RefSeq names its product protein G12-like. Bases 1 to 624 code for a protein of 207 amino acids. The record is from RefSeq and is a predicted model, not a curated record. The transcript is spliced from 3 exons. NCBI's taxonomy places the organism in Eukaryota, Metazoa, Arthropoda, Insecta, Diptera, Culicidae.